CUGAAGAAAGUGUUGUCAUCAGUUUUUUUUGCCUCCACAAAAUGGUAGGAUUUCACUCCUUUUCAGAAGUGAUAAAAGAAUAUUCUUGACUUUUUUCCAAGUGUUGAAAUUCAAUGAACACAGCAAUGGCAGGUGCUCAGCAGGUCUUCGAGACGCAGCCCCAGCAGGCCAAGUUUGUCUACAUAUCCGAUCGCCAUCCCAAAGACACUCUUGAAAUGACGAACAUUCUUCGCAAGCAGCGAGAACUCUGUGAUGUCGUCAUCAAUGUCAACGACAAAAAGAUAUAUGCACACAGGAUAAUCCUGUCAGCCUGCAGCCCUUACUUCCGCGCCAUGUUUACCGGGGAGCUUGCCGAGAGCCGACAGACCGAGGUGGCCAUCAGGGAUAUCGAUGAGCGUGCAAUGGAAGCAUUGGUGGACUUUGCCUACACGUCCACAGUGACUGUCGAAGAGAGCAAUGUACAGACUCUACUUCCGGCAGCUUGUCUUCUACAGCUGUCUGAAAUCCAGGAAGCCUGUUGCGAGUUUCUUAAAAGGCAGCUUGACCCUUCAAACUGCCUUGGAAUCAGGGCGUUCGCAGACACUCAUGCAUGCAGAGAUUUGCUCAGAGUUGCUGAUAAGUUCACCCAACAUAAAUUUUUGCAGGUCAUGGAAAGCGAGGAGUUUAUGCUUCUUCCAGUCAAUCAACUCAUGGAGAUCAUCUCAAGUGAUGAAUUGAAUGUACACAGUGAAGAACAGGUUUAUAAUGCAAUCAUCUCGUGGGUUAAAUACAACAUUCCAGAAAGACGAGCACAUUUAGCAGAGGUGUUACAACAUGUGAGACUCCCUUUAUUAAACCCCAAGUUCCUAGUAGGAACCGUUAGCUCAGAUCUUCUAAUACGGAGUGAUGAGGCCUGUAGGGACCUGGUGGACGAGGCCAAGAAUUACUUGCUCUUACCCCAGGAGAGACCACUAAUGCAAGGUCCGAGGACCAGGCCUAGGAAACCUAUCAGAUGUGGAGAAGUACUCUUUGCAGUUGGAGGGUGGUGCAGCGGUGAUGCUAUCUCCAGCGUGGAAAGGUUUGACCCUCAAAGCGGUGAAUGGAGGAUGGUAGCUCCGAUGUGUAAGAGACGCUGUGGGGUAGGCAUCGCUGUCUUAGAUGAUCUACUUUAUGCUGUCGGAGGUCACGAUGGGUCAUCGUAUCUAAAUAGUAUAGAAAGAUAUGACCCACAGACAAACCAAUGGAGCAGUGAUGUAGCACCAACCAGCACCUGUAGGACGAGCGUGGGCGUGGCAGUCUUAGAUGGUUACAUGUAUGCAGUCGGAGGUCAAGAUGGUGUGUCGUGUCUAAAUAUUGUAGAAAGGUAUGAACCCCAUGCGAAUCGAUGGACAAGAGUAGCUUCUAUGAGUACCAGGAGACUAGGUGUGGCUGUAGCUGUCCUUGGGGGCUUCCUCUAUGCUGUAGGUGGAUCAGAUGGCACAUCGCCUCUCAAUACAGUUGAAAAGUACGAUCCACGAACCAACAAGUGGACCCCAGUGGCCCCCAUGGGUACGAAGCGAAAGCACCUGGGAUGCGCAGUCUACAAUGAUAUGCUGUAUGCCGUUGGCGGGAGAGACGAACAGACUGAGUUGAGCAGUGCGGAGAGAUAUGAUCCUCUGACGAAUACAUGGAAGCCUAUAGUGGCUAUGAACUCGAGGAGGAGCGGGGUUGGUCUGGCGGUAGUGAACGGUAGGCUGAUGGCUGUGGGCGGGUUUGACGGGACUACGUACCUCAAGACAGUUGAAGUCUACGACCCGGACACCAAGUCGUGGCGUAUGUGCGGUAGCAUGAACUAUCGUCGAUUAGGCGGCGGCGUCGGGGUCGUCAAACUUCCCCAAUCGGAAUCCAACGUAUGGUAGCACUGAAACUCCUUGUGAUCUUGUUGUCUAUCCAAACGUGUGUUAUGUAGGUAAAGUCUGUGAACGUUAGUGCAGUAUUACAGAUCAUAGGAAUCUCGGAAAGCGUCUACCUGGAAGCAAAUUUCUUGCAACGGCCUUAAGGAUAUUUUUGCCGAGGUCCUUCCAUCAUUACUCUGAAACGAGGAACGAACAUUUGUGAAACAAACUAUCAAUUGCAAAUUUCUUAUUAAUUGCAAGACGUGAUUGAUUUAGGGACCUAAAAUUGACUUGUGAUUUCUUGCAAUGCUCCUUUGUAUAGUUUGUAUGGAUUUUUCAGUCAUUACACUGGUGCAAGGAGGGAACGCAACGAUCAAUUGCAAAUUCUUAUGGAUUGCAAGACUUGUGAUUACAGUUAUUGAUUGCAAGUUUCAUGUAAUCCCCCAACAAUAGUAUGACUAUUCCAGCCAUCAUUAUACAAGAGCAAGAAGGGAAAUAUAUGAAACAAACUGCAUGCUACUUAAGAUGUCAGUGGCGUAUAGUCAUGCAGUGUAGCUGUUUUCCAAGCAAUCAAGUUUGAAGAUCUUUAUGAAUAUCAGGUUAAUAGAAGCACGUGCGUGUUUAUGUACCUCCCCAAACUUGUUAAGGUACCAACAUUUAUUUUCUAUGUACAGGGUUUAUCAAUAAGAAGGAAACCCAACUUUCAUGAUUGAUAGUGAGCAAAUUAUCAAAUUGAUAAUUAUGAAAACUUAUAUGUGAUCAUGGAGAAGUGUGACAUGUCAGCAUUCAAAUGAUACCAGAAUUAGGUUUCUUUGGAUGUGUAGCACUGAGCACCAUCGUUCAAAAGAGUAGUGCAAAAUAGCAGAUGGUUUCCUUUAACUGCACAUUGAACAAGUAUAUUGUGAGCAUUCAUUGAUGCAUGGCUCUAGAAGCAUUAUUAAUGUUCCAAUUGGAAUGCUGAUAGAAUGCACUUUAGAAAACAGGAUUUUUAUUUUUUACUUUUUAUAUUUCUCAGGAAAAGAUAUGAAAGUUGGGUUUCCUUUUUUCUGUUUCACCCAAUAGAGUAGCAGCUAGCAUUCUUUAGCUCACUUGAACAUUUUAAAAAGCACAUAAUUCUUUUGACACAUCAAAAGCACACAACAAUAUAGGUUCUCUGAACCAUAUGUAUCUAUUCUUGGGUUUUUGAGUGUCAGAAUUAGACUGAUAGUGCUAGCUGGUACUGUAUCAUUAACAUCAAAUGAGCAUAGAUUUAAAAUAAAAAAAUCAGAAAGUAUUAGUUUUUAUGGAAGAAGAGAAACAAAAACUGUACAUUGCAAACCAUGUACAUACAUGUAGAAAUUUAAAAGAGGAAUUUAUGUGUAAAUAUUGUGAAUAGAUCACUGGAAAAUCACAUGUAUUCAUUAUCUUCGUA
This is a messenger RNA of Lytechinus variegatus (green sea urchin), 3264 nucleotides long. Its product is annotated as kelch-like protein 20. The transcript has 9 exons. NCBI's taxonomy places the organism in Eukaryota, Metazoa, Echinodermata, Echinoidea, Temnopleuroida, Toxopneustidae. The record is from RefSeq and is a predicted model, not a curated record. Gene Ontology annotation, molecular function: protein binding. The coding region runs from base 114 to 1877 and encodes 587 amino acids.